GGAGAGGAGGAACAGGAGAAGGAGGAGGAAGGGGUGCUUCCUCUUCAGUCUGGGGCUGAGCUGCUGAUGUAUCCCAGCAGCCCCGGUUCGUAGCAACAGGAAACCUUGGUAUAAAAAGCCGCGUCGAAGGGGGAACCCUCCUAAGUGUCUCUCAGCCGCAGCAUGACCAGGACCGGGUGCCUGAGAGUUUGGACCUAACAAGACAAUGCCCAGCCUAAUCGUCGAACCACUGAACACGCAACACUUCAUCAUGGAUAGAGAUGACAGGAAGAGAAACAAGAACAUCGGAAAGAACUUCAUGUGCCGACUCCAGUGCAUGUUCUCACACUCGUCAAGUUCUGAGAGCAGGCUAAGUUUAGAAGAUACCCAACAAUGGUCACAGUCACUGGAAAGGCUUCUGGAGUCUAAAUAUGGACUGGCCACUUUUCGCAACUUUCUCAAAUCCGAAUACAGCGAUGAGAAUAUUGAGUUCUGGCUCACCUGCGAGGACUACAAGAAAAUCAAGUCUUCAUUCCGAAUGUCCUCAAGAGCCAAGAAGAUUUAUGAGCAGUUCAUCAAAGCAGAAUCUCCUAAAGAGAUCAACAUCGACUAUCACACCCGAGAGCAGAUCAAAAGGAACGUCAAGACUCCCACCAUGCACUGCUUUGACGACGCUCAGAAGAUAGUUUACGGGCUGAUGGAAAGAGACUCGUACCCGCGGUUCCUCCGCUCGGACAUUUAUAGAACUCUCCUGGAAAACCUCGCCGCCGACGCCGCAAAGGGAUGAAAGCUCGGUCAGGAAGGAGGGGGAAAAGAGAGAGAGACUUAAAACCCAUAACUGGAAUGUUUGAGCUCCUUCAGGAGGGAAGUACCAACCACAAAGAAGGAAGGAGAGUCAAACCUGUGCACCAAUACGGACAUGUAUGGAGGCCCCGCGCCCCAGCGACGUCACUAGAUCCAGAAGCAAACUGUGUCUUAGUCCCACAUGAUGGGAGGAUCCCAACACUGCGCACGUCACACCUGAGGACUGUAUAAGAAGAAUAAACAGCCUUAAUGUUAAUGACCCUGUAGUGUGUGUUUGCACUUGGAUAAGUCUGUGUACGCAGGCGUAUUGACCACUUUUGACAGUGAAUGAAUCAGCAAGGCGACUGACGCCCGCUCUGACUGCGGAGCAGCGUAAGCAAGCCAUGCAGCAGACUGCCUUUGGCCUUCUUUGCAGAGGUGUUUCCUGUGCAGAUUGAGAUAGAGGAUGUGGGAUGCAACAGUCACACUCAAUCGCUUGUGUGUGUGUGUGUGUGUGUGUGUGGCUGUGUGUAUCCGAGAGAGAGAAAGUAUUUAGUUGUAGCUUUUAACUGCCACUGACACGGAAUAAGCUGUCGCAGAAAAAGUUGGCCAAUUAUCUAAUGGCGGCACUAAGGAAGACAACAAAUCCAUAGCGGACAGACUCAGUAGUGCUAUGUCAUCCUUGGUAAAAGGUUGCAGAAGGCCACUUAGUUCUGCAAGAGGCAUUCUGGUACACUUUAAAAAGGAGUUUUUGCUUCUUGUUUUGUUUUUACAAUCGGACAGAUAUGGGGUUUUCAAAACUGAUACUGAUCUCUUUUUUUUCUUUUUUUUUUUAGAUUUAAGCUGCCUAUGGGUGAUAUUUUGUGCCAAUAUUCAAUGUUGUUAUAAUUUUCAAGCUAAAAAUGUAAGUAAAAGUAGCUGGUAUUUUUAUCUCAAUAAAAAGCCAGGAUAAAUAUGUGUUAUAGGAUAAUCAAACAUUAUUGUGCACAUAUUUUUUUUGUGUGGAAUCUGAACCAAGUUCUGCACUUCAGCAACUAAGAAGUUCCCUUUUUUUUCGCCAGUGGCAUCUAAUUUAAUUCCUCAGCACACUGGCUGUGAUCUUAAAAUUCUUACAGCACUGAAGUGUCAAGAGUUGUGAUUUUUAUGUAAUUUACUAUCCGAGUGGAAUUAUUAUAGAGAUAGGAUGUUUCACAUUGCAUGAUAGGCUCUUAAGACUCCUUGUAUACCCUGGGAAUAUGCCUUAAUAUUGCUUUCCGGAGCAUGUUGUUUAAAUAUAUUCGUGGGGGUUAAUAGUUAAGUUAACUUAAAAGUUAAACAAUGGAUUAUUUAUUGUUGUUUUGUCACCAUUUGAGUACAACGUUUGUUGCAGUGUUGGAGUGCUUGUUAAAAUUUUAGUGAUUUUGAAUGACAUUAAAUUAUUUAAAUUGCC
This is a messenger RNA of Plectropomus leopardus (leopard coralgrouper), 2191 nucleotides long. RefSeq names its product regulator of G protein signaling 21-like. The record is from RefSeq and is a predicted model, not a curated record. Lineage: Eukaryota; Metazoa; Chordata; Actinopteri; Perciformes; Serranidae.